This is a messenger RNA of Macrosteles quadrilineatus (aster leafhopper), 693 nucleotides long. Its product is annotated as zinc finger protein 493-like. The annotation marks the transcript as partial. NCBI's taxonomy places the organism in Eukaryota, Metazoa, Arthropoda, Insecta, Hemiptera, Cicadellidae. The record is from RefSeq and is a predicted model, not a curated record. The transcript is spliced from 8 exons.
AUGACACAAGUCCCUAAAAAGCUCAAAUGUCACACAAGAGUCAUCACACAGAGGAGUGUGAAGGCUGGUAGGAAACGUGUUGACACAUUCACUACCAGGUCACACAAGAGUCAUCACACAGAGGAGUGUGAAGGUCACACAAGAGUCAUCACACAGAGGAGUGUGAAGGCUGGUAGGAAACGUGUUGACACAUUCACUACCAGGUCACACAAGAGUCAUCACACAGAGGAGUGUGAAGGUCACACAAGAGUCAUCACACAGAGGAGUGUGAAGGCUGGUAGGAAACGUGUUGACACAUUCACUACCAGGUCACACAAGAGUCAUCACACAGAGGAGUGUAACGGCUGGUGUGUUGACACAUUCACUACCAGGUCACACAAGAGUCAUCACACAGAGGAGUGUGAAGGCUGUUUGAAGGUACAUAUAUUGUCAAUUCAUACAGAAGAUGAACCUUAUAAGUGCACAACAUGUGGAAAAUCCUUUAAACACAAAAACAGUUUGAAGGUACAUAUAUUUUUGAAGGUACAUAUAUUGUCAAUUCAUACAGAAGAGAAACCUUAUAAGUGCACAACAUGUGGAAAAUCCUUUAACCGCAAAGACAGUUUGAAGGAACAUAUAUUGUCGGUUCAUACAGAAGAGAAACCUUAUAAGUCGCAUAUAUUGUCGGUUCAUACAGAAGAGAAGAAACCUUAU